Spodoptera litura is the source of this 4086-nucleotide messenger RNA. RefSeq lists its product as uncharacterized. Gene Ontology annotation, biological process: translation. NCBI's taxonomy places the organism in Eukaryota, Metazoa, Arthropoda, Insecta, Lepidoptera, Noctuidae. Gene Ontology annotation, cellular component: ribosome. Gene Ontology annotation, molecular function: structural constituent of ribosome. The record is from RefSeq and is a predicted model, not a curated record.
UUCAUUCUUUUCUUAUGUCACUAUGAGGCGUCACCGCUCCCGCUAAAAUAAUUAUUUAAAGUGAUUAUUAGUGUUUUUUCUUAGUGUUCUUCAGUUAUUUUAGGAAUAAAAUGGGAAAACACAAAGAUGUGGACAAAGAACUAAGGAGAUUGAGGAGAAAACUUCAAAAAUUGGAGGAAAAAACCAAAGGGCCUUCACGAAGCCGGUCAUCAAGGUCCCGAUCCCGAUCGCGACACCCGUCACCAAGGACUCGCUCACCAAGUGUACAAUGCCACACCCCGUCUCAUAGUGCAAUACAACAACCUUCAAAUAUCCAAAACAUAGAAAUUUCUCAAGUGUUGGUAGAUGAAGCCCCUGAGACAGUACCAAAUGAGACAGAGGAGAAUGGACAGCAGCAAGAGACUGGACUUAUGGAAAUUGACACUGAUAUUAUUUCUGCCAUGGGCGCUGUCGAGGAGGGGCCUGUAAGUGGCCCUUCAGCUCACAAUGAGAUUGUGCAGCGCUGGACACCUAUUCUAAGUAAAGGUCUGAAAAAAGAAGACAAGGCUAUGUUGCUAAAAGAAUAUGCCCCUUUUCAUAACAUACCUGCAAUGGUACCUCCAAAAUUGAAUCCAGAGUUGUCAGCUGCCGUAUCGGAGCCCGUAAAGAAAAGAGAUAUGAUUAUAGAGUAUAGACAGAAAAAUGUAGCUGCUGCCCUAGCUGCCGUUGGUUGUGGCUUAGAGAGCUUUAUGUUUUAUAAUAAAGUUGAGGGAAUAAAAAGAUUCAAUGAUGCUGCGAAGAUUUUAUGUGACCUAUUGCAUAGUGAGACUCAGAGCAGAAGAGCUCUUAUUGCAAAUGUCAUUAACAAGGAGUUAAAGGAGUCCUUACAGGGUAGCCCUGAUGCAUUCCUCUUCGGUGAAGACCUCACUGAAAGAAUCAAGGUGGCCAAAGCAGUCCAAAGGUCUGCUCAGGAUCUGGGCACUACACCAGCUGUUGUUAAACAAAACAACACCAACCGUAAUCAACGUCCUUUAAACUCGCGGGUCCCUCCUCAACCAGGAUACAGGCGCUUGGGGUUCAACAAGACGAAGACCGAGAACCACCAGAGUGGAGGAGGGAAGAAACCUUACUCUCAAAAGAAAACGCGACGACCACCGCCGCCACCCCGACACCAGCACGAACGGAGUUACCAUCCACGCAAAUGAACCUACACCUAGAGGUAGGCAGAUUACCUUAUUUUAAAGGAAUAUGGGAAACAAUUACAGAUGACCCUGUAAUUCUUAAUUGGGUGUCUGGAUAUUCACUUAAUUUCAUCAAAACUCCUUGUCAAAAAGAUACCCCACUUAAUAAUAAAUUUUCUCAAUCUGAGACAAUUCUUAUUAAAAAGGAAAUUGAUGAAUUACUUAGAAUUAAGGCUGUUGAAAGUUGUAUACCAACACAGGACCAGUUUUGCUCAUCCAUAUUUUUAGUACAGAAACCAAAUGGAGAAUACCGUUUUAUUUUAAACCUUAAAAAACUAAAUCAAUUUAUGCUACCUGAACAUUUCAAAUUAGAAGAUUACCGUACAGUUUGCAAGUUAUUACAGAAAAAUGAUUAUAUGGCAACAAUAGAUUUAAAAAAUGCUUAUUACAUGAUAAACAUAGAGCUUAAAUACAGAAAAUACCUCAGAUUUUAUUUUGAUGGCAAAUUAUACCAGUUUACAGUCCUACCAUUUGGUCUCUGUACAGCACCUUUACUGUUUACAAAAAUUUUCAAACCCAUACUCUCUGUAAUAAGAAAAAGAGGAAUAAGAGUGGUACAAUACCUUGAUGAUACCUGCAUCAUUGCAAAAUCAUAUUCAGAAUGCAAAAAUCAAGUAAAUUACAUUCUUAAUCUUUUUGAAAACCUGGGUUUUUUAGUAAAUUAUAAAAAAUGUAAUAUUAUACCUAAAACAGAAUGCAAAUUCUUGGGGUUUAUUUUCAACAGUGAAUAUAUGAUAAUUUCAAUUGACCAGGAAAAAAGACAGAGAUGUGUAGAGUUACUUUCAAAACUUAAACAUAAAAUUUCAAUUAGGUUUUUAGCUCAAGUUUUAGGAACACUAGUUUCUGUUUGUCCUGCCAUUAGAUAUGGCAUGUUAUAUACCAAACAUUUAGAAAGAAUUAAAUAUUUAUCACUUUUGUCAAGUAAUGAUAAUUUUGAAAGCAUCAUAACAUUACCUAAUAGUUGCCAAGAAGAUAUAGCAUGGUGGCUUACUAAUAUAAAAACAGCUAUGUGUCCUAUAAGGAAAAAUAAAUUUGUUUUAGAAAUCGAAACUGACGCGUCGCUUACAGGAUGGGGUGCAAGAUGCAAUAACAAAACUGCUAGUGGCCCAUGGACACAAGAAGAGGCAAAGCUCCAUAUUAACAUGCUAGAACUUCAUGCAGCAUUCUUAGGUUUAAAAUGCUUUGCUAAAGACAAGCAUGAUUGUGAAAUACUAUUGAGAAUUGACAACACCACUGCGAUAUCAUAUAUAAAUCGUUUAGGUGGAAUCCAACACCAACAUUUGCACAAUAUUUCAAAAUAUAUAUGGCAGUGGUGUGAAUCGAAAAACAUCUGGAUUUAUGCCUCUUACAUAAAUACUAAGAAUAACUUAAUUGCAGAUUUUGAGUCCCGAAAGAAAAUAGGUCAUACAGAAUGGGAACUUGGUAACAAAUAUUUUAAAAUAAUAGUUAACACUUUUGGAAACCCCGAUAUAGAUUUGUUUGCUUCACGCACAAAUACAAAAUGCGAAAAAUAUGUGUCUUGGCAUCCUGAUCCUGAUGCAUUUAAAGUUGAUGCAUUUACAUUUUCUUGGUCAAAAAUGUAUUUUUAUGCUUUUCCCCCGUUUUCAAUGAUUUCUAAAACUAUUGAAAAAAUUAUAGUGGAUAAAGCCAAAGGUAUCAUGGUAGUACCAGAUUGGCCUACACAACCAUGGUACCCUAUUUUUCAAAAACUCUUAAGUAGUAAGCCAUUAUUAUAUAAACCAAACAAGAGUUUACUGAAGUUAUGUAAUUCCAGGUCAUUUCAUCCACUACAUGGGAGCCUAACAUUGAUGGUAAGACAGCUCUGCGGCGCAGCUUUCUAGAAGCAGGUUUAGAACAAGAAGCUACAGACAUAAUGCUCAAUUCAAUAUCUAAUAAUACUCUGAAGCAAUAUUCCCCUUAUAUAAAGGAUUGGAUAACAUAUUGCUAUGCAAAUCAGCUAAGUACAUUAAAACCUAGUAUACCAGAAAUUAUAUCUUACCUAACUAGUAAAUUUAGAGAUGGUUUGUCAUAUGGUAGUUUGAAUUCUACCCGGUCUGCCCUGUCACUAUUUUUAGGCUCUCAUGUUGGCACAGAUUGCAAUAUUAAAAGACUGUUUAGAGGAUUCUUUAAGUUAAGGCCAAGUCAGCCUAAAUAUGAUUACACAUGGGAUGUGUCUAAAGUAUUAAAUUACAUGGAAAAUAAAUAUACAACUUGUGAUAAUUUAGAAUUGUGUUCAAAAAAGGCUGUAACUCUUUUAGUUUUAGCUACAGGCCAUAGGGCCCAAACAAUAUGUGCCAUUGAUAUAGAUAAUAUUAAAAUUGAUUCUGAUUUUGUGUUCAUACAAGUAGAUAAGAUUCUUAAAACAUCUGCACCUAAUAGGAUGCAACCUUUUAUUAAGUUACCAUUUUUCACAGACCGACCACAUGUCUGUCCGGCUAAGGCUGUCAUUGAUUAUUUGAAUAUAACUAAAAAUAUUAGAGGUGAUUUUAAAAACCUAUUCUUAUCAUUUAAAAAACCUUAUAAACCUGUAACUGUCAGUUCAAUCAGCCGUUGGAUAAAGUCUAUGUUGCAGGAAAGCGGUAUAAAUAUUAACACAUUCUCUGCACACAGUACCCGACAUGCGUCUACCUCUGCAGCACUUCAGAGGGGUGUCUCUAUUGAUGAGAUCCGAAGAACGGCUGGCUGGACUGACAGCUCAACUUGCUUUGCUAGGUUCUAUAACAGACCUAUACGCAGUGAAAGCUUUACAGAAGCAAUUCUUCGCUCUUGAACAGGGAUUAAUUAUUAAGUAAAUAAUAUUGUCCAUUAAGUUAAGUAGUACUUAUAACUUAACAGAAAAUUAUUAAAAAGAUCUGAUUGUACAACA